Molecule: messenger RNA, 3059 nt
Organism: Momordica charantia (bitter melon)
Lineage: Eukaryota; Viridiplantae; Streptophyta; Magnoliopsida; Cucurbitales; Cucurbitaceae
Gene: FUC95A
Product: 1,2-alpha-L-fucosidase
Biological process (GO): carbohydrate metabolic process
Molecular function (GO): alpha-L-fucosidase activity
Source: RefSeq, a predicted model, not a curated record
AACUUGGGUUUUCUCGUGAGCACACUGCCACUAGUCCUAGUUCCGCGUGCACUGUACCUUCUGCUCUCUCCAUCCCUUUUUGAACAGAUAAAAUGGCAUUGUACAAUAAGAAUUGAAAUGCCCCAUUUCCUUUGAUUUGAUCAUCAGAGCAGCGCGAACCCACAUCCAACCACCCCUCCUCGCCAUUUCCCACUCUCGUUCUUCAUGUUUCCUCCAAAGCUGAGUACCCAUUUCCGUGGAAGUGGGUUUCUGCUUGCUGUGCUUCUGAUUCCUCUCUGUUUCCCCAUUUCCAUGGCGGAGAAGGACGCUUGGAAGCCGAGUUCUGUGGGAAUGGCGGAGAGCUCCGACCCUUUGAAGCUCACGUUCCAUGGCCCCGCCAAGCACUGGACCGAUGCGGUUCCUAUUGGGAAUGGGCGGCUUGGAGCAAUGGUGUGGGGUGGUGUUGACGCCGAGAUUCUUCAGCUCAAUGAGGAUACACUUUGGACCGGGACUCCUGUGGACUACACCAAUCCAGAUGCUCCUGAGGCUUUAGCAGAGGUUAGAAAGCUUGUUGAUGAUGGUAAAUAUGCCGAAGCUACUGCUGCCGCGGUCAAGCUGUCAGGAAAGCCGUCUGAUGUUUAUCAACUUUUGGGCGACAUCAAGCUUGAGUUUGAUGAAUCCCAUCAGUCAUACGCUCCAGAGACUUAUCAUCGAGAAUUAGACUUGAAUACAGCCACAGCAAGAGUGACGUACUCCGUGGGCGAUGUAGAAUUUACAAGGGAACAUUUUGCUUCUAAUCCUGAUCAAGUAAUUGUAAUCAAGAUCUCUGCGAGCAAACCAGGGUCUUUGUCAUUUAUAGUGUCCAUGGAUAGCAAGUUACAUCACAGCUCGCAUAUAAUAGAUGGUCAAAGACAGAUCGUGCUGCAAGGAAGUUGUCGAGGUGUGAGGAUCCCUCCAAAAAUGGAUUUAGACGACAAUCCCAAGGGAAUCCAAUAUUCUGCAGUUCUUAGUUUAGAGGUUAGUGAUGGGAGUGGAGUGGUACAUGAUUUGGAUGAAAAGAAGUUAAAGGUUAAUGGCUCAGAUUGGGCAAUCUUGCGUCUGGUGGCUUCAUCUUCAUUUAAAGGGCCAUUUACAGAGCCUUCAUUAUCUGGUAAGGAUCCUUCUGCAGAGUCUUUUGCUGCAUUGAAGAAGAUCAAAAACUUGUUGUAUUCGGAUCUUUAUGCACGGCAUUUGAAUGACUAUCAGAGUCUUUUUCAUCGUGUUUCAUUACAUCUUUCAAAAAGCUCUAAGAAUGGAUCCUCUUCAACUAAUUUUGGAGGAAAGGAAGUUAGAGCAGUUUCUACUGCAGAGAGGGUAAAAUCUUUUAAGACUGAUGAAGACCCAUCAUUGGUAGAGCUGCUAUUCCAAUAUAGUCGGUAUCUACUUAUCUCUUGUUCACGGCCUGGAACUCAGGUGGCAAACCUUCAGGGUAUAUGGAACAAGAAUAUCGAACCGGCAUGGGAUGGUGCCCCACACUUGAACAUUAAUCUCCAAAUGAACUAUUGGCCAUCCCUUCCGUGCAACCUUAGGGAGUGCCAGGAGCCAUUGUUUGAUUUCACAUCCUUUUUGUCUAUCAAUGGACGUAAGACCGCAAAAGUGAACUAUGAAGCAAGUGGUUGGGUGGCUCAUCAAGUGUCCGACAUCUGGGCGAAAAGCUCUCCGGAUCGGGGACAGGCUGUUUGGGCUUUAUGGCCAAUGGGUGGAGCAUGGCUUUGUACCCAUCUGUGGGAGCAUUAUACUUACACCAUGGACAAACAAUUCUUGAAAAACAAGGCAUAUCCUCUGAUGGAAGGAUGCGCAUCGUUUCUGUUGGAUUGGCUAAUCGAAGGCAAGGACGGAUAUUUGGAAACAAAUCCAUCAACUUCCCCAGAACACAUGUUUAUAGCUCCUGAUAGUAAACCUGCUAGUGUGAGUUACUCAUCAACAAUGGAUAUGGCUAUCAUCAAAGAGGUUUUCUCAUCCAUCAUAUCUGCUGCAGAGAUUCUGGGAAAAAGCAAGGAUACUUUUAUCGAAAAGGUCCAGAAGGCUCAAGCUAGGCUGUUACCUUAUAAAAUAUCUAAAGAUGGUUCUCUUAUGGAAUGGGCUCUUGACUUUGAGGACCAAGAAGUGCAUCAUCGACAUGUAUCGCACCUGUUCGGGCUGUAUCCAGGGCAUACUGUAACUGUUGAGAAAACUCCCAACAUCUCGGUAGCUGCAGAUAAUACUCUUCAUAAGAGAGGAGAGGAAGGUCCGGGAUGGUCGACCGCAUGGAAAAUUGCUCUAUGGGCUCGUCUUCAGAACAGCGAGCAUGCGUACCGAAUGGUCAAGCAUUUGUUCGAUCUCGUGGACCCUGAUCAUGAAAGUGAUUAUGAAGGUGGUCUGUACAGCAACUUGUUCACUGCCCACCCUCCUUUCCAAAUAGAUGCCAACUUUGGAUUCUCAGCUGCCAUAGCCGAAAUGCUUGUUCAGAGCACCGUGAAUGAUCUGUACUUGCUUCCUGCUCUUCCCCGCGAUAUCUGGCCGUAUGGUUGUGUUAGAGGACUAAAGGCGCGGGGUGGGUUGACAGUAAACAUCUGCUGGACGGGAGGAGAUCUUGACGAAGUCGGUCUUUUGUCGUCGGAGCAAAUUUCCCUUGCAAGAUUACACUACGGAGGGACUACAGUGGCAGCAAAUUUAUCAUCUGGCAAAGUCUACACUUUCAAUAGGCUGUUGAAAUGCAUCAGAACGUACUCUCUCCCAAAUUGAUUCUCCUUCUCCACAGCCACCAAUGGCUUUUGAAAUCUUCAAGUGGUUCUUUGAUUCUUUCAGAACCUGAAAGGCGCCAUCUCCAAGACAACAAUUUCGUUUUGUUAUUUAUACAAUGAUUGUCCACCAAUUAUUUGUAAUAUUUUACUAUUUAAUAUUUAUAAUGAAAUGAAAAUCUUCUUCAUCAUGUAAUGGAUGUAUUAGUUAGUUAAACUAUAUAUAUGAGGGCAAGAUUUCGACCCUUCGACACGGAUCGAGGAUUUAUAGGAAAUCUAAGUCAAUUAAAAAAAUACGUCAAUUUGAGUCUAAUUCAUAAA